AUGAACUCCUUCCGUUUCGCUCGCUCUGCCCUGCGGGCUCGCUCCGCCUUCAGCGCCCCCGUCCAGCGCCGUGGAUAUGCUGAGGCUGUUAAUGACAAGAUCAAGCUGUCCCUGACUCUCCCUCACCAGACCAUCUACCGCUCCACCGGCGUUACCCAGGUCAACAUUCCCGCUGCCUCCGGUGACAUGGGUGUCCUCGCCAACCACGUCCCCUCUAUCGAGCAGCUGAAGCCCGGCCUUGUUGAGAUUGUUGAGGAGGGUGGUGCUACUAAGCAGUACUUCCUCUCUGGCGGUUUCGCCGUCGUCCAGCCCGAUUCUCAGCUGAGCAUCAACGCCGUCGAGGGUUUCCCCUUGGAGGAGUUCAGCGCCGAGGCCAUCCGUGCCCAGAUUGCUGAGGCCCAGAAGAUUGCUGGCGGCAAUGGCAGUGAGCAGGACAUCGCUGAGGCUAAGAUUGAGCUUGAGGUUUUGGAGACUCUGCAGGCCCAUGUUAAAUAG
This is a messenger RNA of Penicillium diatomitis, 495 nucleotides long. Its product is annotated as F1F0 ATP synthase subunit delta. Gene Ontology annotation, biological process: proton motive force-driven ATP synthesis. The record is from RefSeq and is a predicted model, not a curated record. Lineage: Eukaryota; Fungi; Ascomycota; Eurotiomycetes; Eurotiales; Aspergillaceae. Gene Ontology annotation, molecular function: proton-transporting ATP synthase activity, rotational mechanism. The transcript has 6 exons. Bases 1 to 495 code for a protein of 164 amino acids.